Molecule: messenger RNA, 444 nt
Organism: Lactuca virosa
Lineage: Eukaryota; Viridiplantae; Streptophyta; Magnoliopsida; Asterales; Asteraceae
Source: the annotation of a GenBank genome assembly
AUGGAAGCACAUAGAGCCGGAGCCGAGAUCGUAUAUGGGUCCGAAGAGUGCUACAAUCACUCAAUCGAGCUCCUCAAGGAGCUUGGUUUCCCUAGAGGCGUUCUUCCACUUAAAGACCUCCAAGAAUGUGGUCGGGUUCGAGAGACCGGGUUUGUUUGGAUGAAGCUAAAGGCUCCAUACGAACACUUCUUUGAGCAGACUAAUACCCGUGUCAGUUAUGAUACAGAGGUGACUGCUUACGUUGAAAAAUCUAAGAUGAAGAAAAUUACUGGGAUCAAAAGUAAACAAAUGUUAAUGUGGGUGCCUAUUGUUGAGAUGAGCAUGGAAGAUGCUAAUAGUCAGAAAAUAUAUUUCAAGAUUCCGGUUGGGAUUGGAAAAUCCUUUCCCAUUACAGCGUUUAUGACCGAAGAGGAGAAAAAAAAGUACAUCGAGGAAGGGAUAUGA